AUGGAUUAUAUUGGAUUAUUGCGGUAUUGCAGGCGCACCUGCCGUCUGCAGUUCGUUGACAAAAGUUCGGGUCUUUGCAAACAACCUCAUCCCGACGAUCAAUGUUUUGGAGUACCAAUCCGAUAUAACUAUACCAUAGAUGCGCCAGAUGUCAUCGAUUCACUUCAUCGAUAUCAAAUUUUGAGUCGUUUCCCAAGGUGUUGGUCUGCACUCGGCCCUUUGCUAUGUGCAGUUGCAUAUAGACCGUGCUCUAACCGCAGAUAUUUCGAACUCACGAUGACAGAGCCAGGCACUAUGGAAAUGUGGCAAGUAUUUCGUAAAGAUAUGUGCUAUCGAGCUCUUCACAAUUGUGGUUUUGUUAGCAAAAGUGGUUUAUGGCCGUCAUUCAUAAAUUGUUCUCAUACACCCGUCAAUAAAAUGGGAAGACAGUUGUUUUCAAAUGGAUCGUGUGAGGUUCAACCAGCUACAAUGGAUCGAAGUCAAUGUCUGUGGCCGUUAAUUGAAAGUGAUGAGGUAUAUCGGAGCGCGUCACCGAUAAUCGACGACUGCUAUAUGUCUUGCAGGACACCAUUGUUGAGAACCGAAGGAAUUCGUCGUAAUCUCCUAACAUUUAUAUUUACAAUUUCACUCUUCAUCACUUUGCUCACAUUUAUUUGCUUUAUUUAUAUUUCGAUAUUCUCAUCGAUGUGGUUGAAUAAUUUAUGUGUAUAUACAAUCGGACAUGCUUUAUUAAGUGCCGCCAUCUACUGGUCUGUUUGGUUGACAGGUUUCUUCGAUGCAGUUGCCGAUUCUGUGAUGUGCAUCGGUAAUGGACGUAUCAGAAGGCAUACUUAUGGCAUAUCCAAGUAUGUUCUUCCUCAGACCGGUGCAUUACAAUGGUGUAAUAUAGAGUCAUGGUUUCUGCACACUUUUCUGUUAUCUGCAUUUCUGUGGUUAUCGUCGUUUGUGAUCCUGCGUCUGGGGCACGUGCCGAUUCGUAAAGAUCAUCGUAUCUAUUUGGAUGGACGACCAGAAAUUAGUAUAAGAUGUGUUUUAUUGGUGGUUUAUUUGAUAGCUGCUAUUAUUGCAACAGUGGCGUUGUGGAUGAACACAGCCGAAUCGGAUGGUUUGGUUGGUGUUUGUUUUAUUGGAUUGCGUUCCGUGUCGAAUGCCACAGUGUUUAUCUAUGUACCGAUCCUGCUAUUCUUAAUUAGUGCAUUGAUUUUGAGCGCAUUCUUCUUUUUCAGACGAAGAUGUGAGUAUUUUUAUCUGGCAUUGCUAGAGUUGGAGGAUGAUGAAAGGAAUGCUCAGCAAGAAUUUGAUAAGAACGUUGAAGAAAGUGAUGAAGCAUCGAACGUUUCAAUCUCGAAAAGUGUUCGAUUGGAAUCUAAUGCGAUGACCGAGUCGCAUGCAUUCAUAGAUGAUUCGAACGAUGAGAAUUUUCCAGAUAAAGAUAUAACCGAAACAAACCAAGCAAAAGAGCGAAAUGUUGCCGUCGAACCCGAAUUAAAAGCGAGUAAUGUUAUGAAUGCAGAUGGGUCGCAUCCAACUCGCCGAAUAUAUCGUCGUAAAAAAGAUGGUUGUGGUUAUACAGCCAUAUCACAGCGAUGGUUCGCGAUUAUAUUGAUCUCCAUACUCGUCGCUUUAUUCGCGUCAUGGAUUGCACAUUCGAGUAUUGACAUCGAGCACGAUUCCGAAAGUCGUUUGAUUUUGGAGUCAAUAAGGUGUUCACUGAAUAAAACAAUUUUGGGUGGACACACGGAUUGGUUGAAUGCAACACGUCAUUCUGAUCAUCUUAUCGGCCAGACAGACCCACUUCUGAGAAGAAAAUCAAUUGGAAGCAGUUUUGCUUUUGUGGUCUCGCUGAAUCAGUCGAAUUUCAGUUCAUUGAACGCACCAGAGUGUGAACUAUCAACGUUGUUGGAUGAUCGUAUUUCGGCCAUCUUGUUGACAUUCAUCGUAUUUCCAUCAGUUCCGUUUAUUACACUCGUUGUUUUCGUUAUUUCUGGAUUUUGUGGUUAUGGCUUGAAAGAUAUCGAGAAAAUACGUCCGGUUUUGAAUCCGUUCGUCGUCGAGAAAAUUGGCUCUUUCAACAUAUCCGAUUCAACUGAAUAUGAACGAAACAUGUCGUCAAUGAAUGAUCAGUUGGAAUUAUUGCCGAUGUGGUCAUCAGCUGAGCAAGACAGGGUUUCCAAGUGGACCGGAAAGAUAGUGUCCUCACAGCGUGCACCUGCCAGAAUUUGUUCAUCGGCAAAUUGUUUGAGUGACGAUUUAAAUGAGGAGAAGACUUCGAUCAACAGUCAAACAGUCAGUGAACCAGCGGAUCCGAACGUGGAGAGGCCGUCCAGAAUUAGAAGGCUGAAUUUAUUGGAACGGUACGCAGAACGUAAACGUAAUCGAGGUCAUUUGCUGUCUUCGUCAGCAAUUUCAGAAGUUCAGGCUCGUUUAUCAGCAAACAAUUUGAGUAGUUUGAACGUAUCGGCAGCAGCAUCCGAUAGUGUUUUGCGUCACUCUGACAACGCACCCACUUUCAACACCAGCACCGACAUCAGGAGUAUUUACUCGUCUUGGUUACCAACUAAUCCGUCAAGUUCUGCUAAUUUGACAGGCAUUAGUGAACAAGUUGAUCCUGCAUUCCAGACUGCGGCAGUAGUUUCGGCAUAUCAAACCGGCAUAAUCGAAGGCCGUUACCAGGAACGGUGUAAUCGUUACGCAGAUCAAAUUAGACAACUCACUGAAAAUCUUGAUCAAGCCAAUCGGGAAUUACGUCGUAUCUCAGCUUUUCCCGAAUCAUUGACGAAUGCGCCUGAGCACACAGUUCCGUCUCAUAAUUCAACGAACGAAGAGAAUACGGCACCUCCUCGAAAGGUGUCCUCUGAGCAAACGGUUGAUUCCGAAAGCGAUUCGUCGCCAACUGAUGCUGAUCAAACGAUUAACAAUCGAAAUGACCUCGAUAAAGCCGAAUUGUUGAAUGCUGCUUCCUUACGAACGACCCCAAAUAAGAGCAGUGGCAUCGCAUCCUCAUCGGCUCAAGAUGGGGCACAAAACGAGUCUAAUGCCGUUGCCAGUGAGCAAACUAAUCAGCAUGCCAGCGUGGUGUCAGGGCGAAAGAGAAGUGCCCCAGUGGAUGGAUCAUCGAAACGUCACAGCAAGAAAAAAAGUAAUACAAAAGCAGAAGAUAAGGUGGAUCAAGACGAGAAUGUGGACUGGAUGGUUGUGGAAUCGGAAGAUAGUAAUAAUUUUAAUUCAGAUGAUGAAGAUUCUGAAGAGGAACGAUUUUUCAAUGAAAUGUGUGUUGUAAGUGCCAGUGAAGGUCACCGUGAAGAGUCGCAACCAGCGUCGAAUUCAGCUGAUGGUUCUUCGACGAGUGCCUCAGGUAAUAGGGUGUUGGGUAAUGUUCGCGUUGGUGGUUGUCAAGGCGCUUUACCCGUUCGAUCUUCAUCAAUAUCAGCGAGCCGCAGUCCUAUGACACCAUUGCAAUUAAAUGCGAGACCAUUUAAUGCCAAUAAUAAUAGCAAUCCAAAUACGAAUGGAGUGGUUCUUACAGCCGAACAACGUUUACAACUGCAACGAUUACGAAAUCAGUUGACUGAAUCGGAUUUGAUGAAUUGGAGUGAAUACUUCAGACGACUCGCUUUCGAACAUGCUCGAAGCAGAGACAUGGCCAGAAUGUUAAAUAUUCAACAACAAGUCCAAGCACGUGUACGCGGGUCAGUUCAGCGUUGUUAUUUCAAAGUCGUUGGUUUAGUUUCAGUGGUACCGGCUGUGAUUCGAGAAGAAGAAGAAGAACUUGUUAUGGAUCCGUUUUCUAAUGAACCUUCUACGUCGAACAGUAACAGCGAUGAGUCUCGUCGUAAUAAUUCAACCGAAAAUAGCAGAGUUGAUUCUUCGAAUUCCUCCACUAAUCAAAACGAUAGCAAUGAUGAUCAGAAUCGUUAA
Molecule: messenger RNA, 3918 nt
Organism: Anisakis simplex (herring worm)
Lineage: Eukaryota; Metazoa; Nematoda; Chromadorea; Rhabditida; Anisakidae
Source: the annotation of a GenBank genome assembly